Molecule: messenger RNA, 272 nt
Organism: Candidula unifasciata
Lineage: Eukaryota; Metazoa; Mollusca; Gastropoda; Stylommatophora; Geomitridae
Source: the annotation of a GenBank genome assembly
UACCCGACCUGGUAACUAUCUGUCCAGAUGCAUACUCGGCAGCAGACGGCAGCCAUGCUCUCGUCAUUUGUACAGAAUGGGAUGAGUUUCAGAAUCUUGAUUACCAGAGAAUCUACCACAAAAUGUUAAAGCCAGCUUUCAUCUUUGAUGGUCGACUUCUGCUUAACCACCAGCAACUGCUGGACAUCGGUUUUAAAGUGGAGACAAUUGGGAAAAGACUGAGCCGGAAUCAUAGUAAAGUAGUGCGCACACAUGCAAAUAGUUCGUCAUAG